CCCCAACGCGCCCUCAAACCCCACAAUGUCUCCUCUCAGGCGCGGUUAAACUUGCUGCCAAGUUCUACUAGCUGGUGCCCGGGGUAGACCAGGGGCAAAGGCCGCGUCCAAAACACGAGUUGAACACGGACUAGUGACGACAUGCGUGUAGCAACAAUGAGCCGGCCGUCAGGAACCGCGGCCCCGGGCGAGGCGAUUGUUUCCGGCUGACACAAGACCCUGGACAAGUAUAAGGAUUGUAUGUAUCCCGCAAUACUGGCACCUGGCACCUAGCAGUCACUUCCUUCACUUUGCCCCUUCCUCCCAAAGAUCUGCGCCACACACCACAGGGUCCGAGGAAAAGAGCCAGGACCUCAACCAUCUUGAAACACACAUCACUCUCACAAAUCAUGAACCGCUCCCGGUACGUGCCGCACGCGGUAUACUCGAUCAACCCCUACGCCAGCAACCCCUAUGGCAUCGGACCAACACAGUCCCCGAUGCAGGGCGGCGGCGGCAUGAUGCCCCCCAGCCAAGCCAUGGGAAUGGCUGCUUCCCAGUCCCCAUACGGCAGCCCUCAAUCACAACAGCACCACGGACAGUCGCCUGUGCAGACGUCGCUCUCCCCCAACGCAAUGUGGGCAGCAAACUUCGCCAACGGGCCCAUCAUCGAGGAUCUCUGCGCGCCCCCACCACCACCGCUCACCAUGCCCCCCGCCGCGCCACCACACAUGCGCAUGGCUGCCCACAUGCAUCCCGGCGCCAUGCCACAGGUGCAGAACGUCUAUGGCGUCCGCCAGCCGGGAGGACUCCCUCUCCACCACCACCACCACCCUGCCUACGCCGUACAGGGUCCGUACCCAGGGCAGCCGAUGCAGGGGAUCCCCACCGCCGCGAGGGUGGUGGGCACCUACCCGCCGUAUACUAGUAGUAUGCCGCAGCAGCCACAACAGGUGCAGCCGGGGAUGCAUCUCGGAUACCACCCGGCGGGACAGAAUGCUACGGGUAUGUUGGGGCGUCCGAGGUUGGAGACCGGGUUUCCGUCUGCUCCCGUGGCGGCGGGAGGGCCGGGGCAGCAGCAUGAGGGGAGGAUGGGCGGCCAGAUGGGGUCGCCGGAUAGUGGUGGUAGUAUGGAUCUCGGGGUGGGGACGAACCCGGUGGUGGUGAGCGAUCUGGAGGGUGUGGCGCCGCUGACGCCGGUGGAGGAGGCGAUUCGGGGGUUUUUGAGUCCCGAUUUGGGGGAUUUGGGGCAUCCUUAAUGAUGAUGAUGGUACGCCCGGAUUGAUGGGUAUAUGUUGAGAACUUAAGCGUGGGCGGGUGGGGGCAAAAGGGGUGUGGUUACGGUUAUGGUUGCUUUUAGCCUGCAUCUGCUAGGAGUUGGGAGUGUUCGGGUAUUUCAUAGCGUCUCAUUUAUCAUAGCGGCAUGACUCAUGUACGGAAUAAACGACCGGACAAAUCAAAAACGGAUUGAUAACUA
Molecule: messenger RNA, 1456 nt
Organism: Chaetomium strumarium
Lineage: Eukaryota; Fungi; Ascomycota; Sordariomycetes; Sordariales; Chaetomiaceae
Exons: 1
Coding region: 390-1238 (282 amino acids)
Source: RefSeq, a predicted model, not a curated record